AUGACCAAACGACAACAGACGUUCAACUUUUCAGCUGGGCCAGCAGUACUCCCACAACCUGUGCUCGAGAUUGCCCAGGCUGAGUUGCUAGAUUAUGGUGGAUCAGGAAUGUCAGUCAUGGAAUUAUCUCACCGCUCUCCCGAAUUCGAAGCAAUCAAUGAUAAAGCCGAUGCUGAUUUCAGAGCAUUAUGGAAGAUACCUGCCAAUUACCGUGUCUUGUUUAUGCAGGGAGGUGCUACUGCCCAAUUCUCAGCCAUGGUGUACAAUCUGGCCAAGACUGGAAAGGCAGACUAUCUAGUUACUGGGGCUUGGGGUGAAAAGGCUGUAGAGGAAGCAAAGAGAUUAGGGCUGGAUGUUGGUGUGGUGUUCAACACCAAGGCUACCAAACAUGAUGGAAACCUGCCACCUGUGGAUUCGUGGAAGUUUAGCGACGAUGCGUCCUAUAUCUGGUAUUGUGCUAAUGAAACAAUCCAUGGUGUGGAGCUGCCUGAAACCAUAGUCGAGAACUUCCCACCCGGUAUACCAGUAGUCUGUGACAUGUCAUCAAACGCCUUGUCAAAACCUGUAGAUGUCAGUAAAUAUGCAGUCAUAUUCGCAGGUGCCCAAAAGAAUAUCGGACCAGCUGGUGUCGUGAUUGUCGUCAUUCGUGAAGACAUGCUUGGAACAUCGUAUUUUCCAAAAUCACCGUGCCCAAUUAUGCUCGACUAUAAAACAUGUGCAGACUCAAAAUCCUUGUAUAAUACACCACCAACAUACAGCAUAUACAUGGUUGGACUCGUGCUUGACUAUAUGGUCAAACAGGGUGGUCUAGCCACCUAUAACGCAGCAAACGAUAUCAAAUCCGGGAAAUUGUAUGACGCUAUCGACUCUUCUCAUGGUGUAUUCAUGUGUCCCGUCAAGCCUGAAUACCGAUCGAGAAUGAAUAUACCAUUCAGGGUUUAUGGUGAGGAUGGUAAACCCAGCAAGGAUGUUGAAGAAGAGUUCUUGAAGGGUGCGGAGGAAUUGGGGAUGGUGCAGUUGAGAGGUCAUCGUAGUGUAGGUGGUAUCCGGGCCUCGUUGUACAAUGCUUUGCCGAUGGCUGCAGUUGAUGGACUGGUGGCUUAUAUGAAGGAGUUUGCUGCUAAACGACAGCAUUGA
Synchytrium microbalum is the source of this 1137-nucleotide messenger RNA. RefSeq names its product phosphoserine transaminase (gene SER1). The transcript has 2 exons. Gene Ontology annotation, molecular function: O-phospho-L-serine:2-oxoglutarate transaminase activity; pyridoxal phosphate binding. Gene Ontology annotation, cellular component: cytoplasm. Lineage: Eukaryota; Fungi; Chytridiomycota; Chytridiomycetes; Synchytriales; Synchytriaceae. Gene Ontology annotation, biological process: L-serine biosynthetic process. The record is from RefSeq and is a predicted model, not a curated record. Bases 1 to 1137 code for a protein of 378 amino acids.